Messenger RNA from Harmonia axyridis, 1320 nucleotides. Its product is annotated as E3 SUMO-protein ligase ZBED1-like. The transcript has 2 exons. The record is from RefSeq and is a predicted model, not a curated record. Gene Ontology annotation, molecular function: protein dimerization activity. NCBI's taxonomy places the organism in Eukaryota, Metazoa, Arthropoda, Insecta, Coleoptera, Coccinellidae. The coding region runs from base 1 to 1320 and encodes 439 amino acids.
AUGAUUUUACCAACUUAUACAUUACCCGGACGUAAAACAGUAUCGAAUAGUUUAAUUCCAAAACUUUUCCAAACGACCAAAGAAAGAGUGCAACAAUUGAUAGCCGAGGCCGAUGCGAUAUGUCUAACCACAGAUGACUGGACAUCAUUAAAUGAUGUAAGUUACAUAGCUCUUAAUGCGCAUUUCAUAGAUAAGGACACGGCUUUGAAAUACUUCCUUUUGGGCUGCACUGAGUUUCAUGAGCGGCACACUGCCGAAAAUGUAUCUAAUUUAUUUAAUGAAACCAUACAUUGGGGUAUUGCGAACAAGAUUACAGAAAUAAUAACGGAUAAUGCUGCUAAUAUAGUGGCAGCCGUUCACUCGACAACCUGGAGACAUUUUCCAUGUUUUGCCCAUACCUUGAAUCUAACAGUUCAACAUAGCUUGGAUGCUAUAAAUGAACAGUUGGAUAAAGUAAAGGCAAUAGUUCAAUACUUCAAACAUAGUUCCUCAUCUUGUAUCAGACUUACUGCAAUACAAAAACAGAUGAAUUUACCCAUUCUUGAACUAAAUCAGAGCGUAGUCACGAGGUGGAAUUCAACAUAUGGUAUGCCGGACAGACUCCUCAAAAUAAAAGAUGCUGUUGUUAGUGCACUGGCCAUUGAAAAACCUCGGCUCAACAAUUUAACCCUUUAUGAGUGGACUCUGUUAGAAAAGUGCGUGGAAAUUUUAAAGAUAUUUUAUGAGGUGACUGUUGAUAUGAGCACUGAAAAAUCCGUGUCAAUUUCCAAAGUGAUGGUUCUGGUCAAAAUUAUGAAAACUCAAGUGGAAAGAGCUAUCAGUCAAAGUAUUGAGAACAACACGUUGGCCACUGAAGCAGCUCUACUAGAUCCCACGCAUUUUUACAUAAGGAGAAAUAUCAUCAGUGGCCUCAACUCCAUUAAGAAAAAACUCCGUUCAUUAUUUGUGGAUGAAGAACCACCACCAAUACCACAAACAUCGAGUCAAUUGACUAAUGUUAACGUGUGGGCCGAGUUCGAAAAGGAAAUUGAAAAAGAGAUGGUCCGAAAUCCCACAGCAGCUAGUAUUAUUGAAAUCGAUAAAUAUUUAAAUGAGCCACUUAUAAAAAGAACAGAUGAUCCUCUCCAGUGGUGGAACGAAAGUCGACUGUUAUAUCCAAAUUUAUACAUAUUAAUGAAACGACGAUUGUGUGUUCCUGCCACAUCUGUACCAUGCGAGAGGGUGUUUUCCAAAGCUGGCCAGGUCAUCAAUACAAAAAGAAGCAGCCUCAAGCCUGAAAAGGCCUCGCAAGUACUCUUCUUACAACAAAAUUGGACAUGA